Urocitellus parryii (Arctic ground squirrel) is the source of this 2893-nucleotide messenger RNA. NCBI's taxonomy places the organism in Eukaryota, Metazoa, Chordata, Mammalia, Rodentia, Sciuridae. The record is from RefSeq and is a predicted model, not a curated record.
GGGAGUUCUUUGAUGGUGGCCUCCAGUAUCAUAAUCCUACGGGCGCGGCCAUGACAGUUUCUACAGAGCCGCUAACGACCCACCCACCCACGCUGUCGGCCCUGAUGACCAUUGGCAGACGUAGCUUCGGGGGUGCUAGUGGGCAUGCGCCUAAUCACAACUUGUGUAAGGCCAUCCCGACGCGAAGGCUGGCAAACCGGAAGUUUCGAAGAACGCACUUCCGUUUAGACCGUAGAGGGCUGCACCAGUCGCGGGACGCCGAGAGAUUGGUGUCCUUUGAGGAUGUGACAAUGGACUUCACCAGGGAGGAGUGGCAGCAACUAGACCCUGCCCAGAGACACCUGUACAAGGACGUGAUGCUGGAGAUCUAUAGUCACCUCUUCUCAGUGGAAGAAUUUGGGCUUGAUAUCCUACAACAGGAAGUUUCUGAGAAAGCUUCAUUUCAAAAUGAUACAGUGAGUGAAAUCACAAGAGGUGGUUCGUGGUGUUCCAUUUUAAAAGAAUUGUGGCGGGAUGCUGACCUUACAAAGAGAGAUCAGCAAAAUCAAAUAUACCUCCUGAGUCAUGGGGCCUUCAUCAGCAAGAAAACAUUGAGCAUCGAGAGCAACUGUGUACAUAAGGACCCCGGGAAUGUCAUUCUUUUGAGGCUCCUCCUUGUUACUUCACAAAAGAGACCUCUGAAGUGGUGCUUGUUUGUAAAACGUUUGAAACCUAACCUAGAAGCAAAUGUUCAAAAUCAAAGCAGUGUCACAAAACAGCCUGAAGACAUCGUUGGCUCUGGUCAGCUGCUCAUUCAUAGCUCUUCUAAUGCCAGCUGCAAGACGGUUCCUACAGAAGAGAACUUAUGCACAGGUAAUCAGUGUGGAAAAGUUCUCAGCCGUAAACAACCACUUAGGCAACAUCAGAUUCAUCUUCGGGGGAAACCAGGUGAGUGUACUGAGUGUGGGGAGGAAUUCACCCAGAAGCCACACAUCUUUACCCAGCAGAGAACUUGUAGUGUGGAAAAGCUUCAUAAAUGCAGCAAAUUUGGGAAUUCGUUUACCCCACAUUCAGAACUCAGUGUACAUGUGACAGGCCACACAGGCAGCUCACCCUGUAUCUGUAAGGAAUGUGGGAAGGUCUUCAUUCAGAAAUCAGAAUUGGUUACCCACCAGAGGACUCACAGUAGAAAGAAGCCAUAUAAAUGCCAUGAAUGUGGAAAAGCCUUUUCCCAGACGUURUCUCUCUUCAGGCAUCAGAGAACUCAUAGUAGAGAAAAACUCUAUGAAUGCAGCGAAUGUGGCAAAGGUUUCUCCCAGAACUCCACCCUCAGCRUACAUCAGAAAAUUCAUACUGGCGAGAGGCAGUAUGCAUGCAGCGAGUGUGGGAAAGCCUUCACCCAGAAGUCGACACUCAACCUGCACCAGAGAAUCCAUUCAGGGCAGAAGUCCUUUAUGUGUGUUGACUGCGGGCAGGCCUUCAUCCAGAAGGCACACCUGACUGUGCAUCAGAGAAGCCACACUGGAGAAAAGCCUUAUCAGUGCUGUAACUGUGGGAAAUCCUUCAUUUCUAAGUCACAGCUUGAUAUACAUCAUCGAAUUCACACUGGGGAGAAACCAUAUGAAUGUAGUGACUGUGGAAAAACCUUCACCCAAAAGUCACACCUUAACAUACACCAGAAAAUUCAUACUGGAGAAAGACACCAUGUUUGCAGUGAAUGUGGGAAGGCCUUCAACCAGAAGUCAAUACUCAGCAUGCACCAGAGAACUCACACAGGAGAGAAGCCUUACAAAUGCAGCGACUGUGGGAAAGCUUUCGCAUCCAAGUCCCAAUUCAGAGAGCACCGGCRAAUUCACACAGGGGAGAAACCCUAUGUGUGCCCUGAAUGUGGUAAGGCCUUCAACGGCAGGUCAAAUUUCCACAAACAUCAGAUAACUCACACUAGAGAGAGACCUUUUGUCUGUCACAGAUGUGGAAAGGCCUUCCUCCGUAAAACAGAGUUGACUACCCAUCAAGGAACUCAUAUUGGAGAGAAGCCUUAUGAAUGCUGUGACUGUGGGAAAUUGUUCAGUAAGAAACCACAGCUCAAGGUAGCCGUGAACAGGUGGGUAGAGAGAAAGGACAAUGAAGAACAGACGUUAGGCCUGUGCACCAAGAAAAAUCCAGAUGCCAUAAAAGUGAAACUGCAGAGAACCCAUCUAAACAGGCAAGAGCUGGGAAAUGAGAUCUGGAAUGCCUAGCCUUCCCCAGGCUGCAAGAACUUAAUCCCUUGGGAAUUAUUACUUAAAAUCCUGGGGACCUAACUAAAACAGAUAAGUAUCAGAAAAGUGGGGUCUGGCACAUCAAGACCCCCAGCUACAGCUAGUUACGACCCCUCAAGGGGCACUGUGCCAGCGUCAUCAGUGAAACUGUCCAGCCACCCUGUCAACCAGGAUAUCCUUCCCUCACAAGGGAUGUUGGGGGGGGGGGCUAUCCAGAGGGCAGUAAACCAGCUUGGGGGAGACAGGGAAAUCCAGAGGAGAACAGAGGACUUCAUUCCCUUAAAAACUGCACACCGUCCCGUCUCGGAGGGGUCCUGCAGCCCCUGCUGAAGGCAGUCCUGUCACUCUAUCAGUGGUUUCUCACUACUCUGUGUUUUGCUCACAUUCUUGCURCAGAGUCACAGAAUUUGCACCCAAGGAUGUGGGAGGCUGCCACGCCUUGUGGCCACCAUUUUCCUGAUUGGUGAGGCCCUGUCAGUCACUUUGUGUGAUCUGGCCACAUCAAAGUGGCUGUAGACAGUGCCCCUGAUCUUGAGGGUCUUAAAAAUGUCACCAAAUGUGUCUUCACGCGAAGGCGCGCCUUCCUGCAGCCCCAGGGGUCGAGCUACGCUCACCUGUUCCUUUGUGGUAUUACCCCUUGGCCURUUUGGGAU